Molecule: messenger RNA, 459 nt
Organism: Cooperia oncophora
Lineage: Eukaryota; Metazoa; Nematoda; Chromadorea; Rhabditida; Trichostrongylidae
Source: the annotation of a GenBank genome assembly
AUGGUUGCCGAUAUCAUGAAAGUAAAGGAUCGUGUUUGCGAUGUGAAUUCAAUGCCUGUCACCGACAAGGAUGUAUGCAAAACGAUGAUAGUCAGAGCGUUGAAAUAUUCUGGAGAAGUGGAUAUGAUCAUAGAACGGCCUAUGGAGCCUGAAGCCAUCAACAUGAUGGAGAAUGCCCUUAACGCAUCACAAAUACAAGAGCCAUCCGUAGCGAUGGCACCCGAUGUGAAAUCGAUUAUUCGACGAUAUCAAGAAAAACUGAAAAUGGGACAUGGACUAAUGCCAGCGCGCAAGGCAAUGACUGACCCGACAGCAACUCAAAAAUCGGAUGCUCCACAUGUUGCUUUUCAAGAUGGUCAAGGCAAAUCACACAUGUCGUUAAUCAUUGGAUGUGAUAGGACGCCAAGUCAAAUAAACAGAUUGCAAGUGAGUUCGGUACUGGAAAUUUCUACUUUCUAA